Messenger RNA from Pseudogymnoascus destructans, 2977 nucleotides. RefSeq names its product Glycine--tRNA ligase 1, mitochondrial (gene GRS1). Gene Ontology annotation, molecular function: ATP binding; glycine-tRNA ligase activity. Gene Ontology annotation, biological process: mitochondrial glycyl-tRNA aminoacylation. The record is from RefSeq and is a predicted model, not a curated record. The coding region runs from base 114 to 2288 and encodes 724 amino acids. Gene Ontology annotation, cellular component: cytoplasm; mitochondrion. The transcript is spliced from 3 exons. NCBI's taxonomy places the organism in Eukaryota, Fungi, Ascomycota, Leotiomycetes, Thelebolales, Thelebolaceae.
CAUACAUUUUCAAUCAAUCAGUACGUACGCUGAGUUGAUAAGAGGCCCCCGUUCGCUACUGCCUUUGUUUUGUUUUGUUUUGAUUUUUCCUCUUCCGUCUGUCCACAUACUUCAUGCGCAUCUUGUGUAGAUUUGUUCCAGCCAGCAAACAAACACUUACCCCACUUGUAGGGCUUAGAAGCUUUACAACAACAAAUCGAACAACCGGUCGGUACAGAGUACCAAGGUCAAAGCACGUUCAGCCUGGCAUGGCGACGGCUACUACGCUAAAGGGCCAGCCCCUCGAUCGCCCAGUUCUCGAUUCGCUGCUCCGUCGGCGCAUGUUCUACACCCCCUCCUUCGAUCUAUACGGCGGUGUUGCUGGCCUCUACGAUUAUGGCCCACCAGGCUGCGCGCUGCUUACCAACAUGAUCGAGCUAUGGCGAAAGCACUUCGUGUUGGAGGAGGAUAUGAUGGAGCUGGAUUGCACGGCACUUACUCCCCACGAGGUUCUCAAGACAUCCGGCCACGUUGACAAGUUCUCCGACUGGAUGUGCAAGGAUCCAAAGAACGGCGAGAUUAUCCGCGCCGACCACUUCGUCGAGGAGAUCCUAAACCAGAGAUUAAAGGGCAACCUAGAAGCGAGAGGCCAGCAGAUCGAAGAGAAGGAGGUAGAUCCUUCGAAGAAGAAGCGCAAGGUCAAGGAGACUAAGGCCAUCAAACUUGAUGAUGCCGUUAUUCAGGAGUACGAGGAGAUCUUGGCAAAGAUUGACAACUACGAUGGCGAGGAACUCGGCGAGCUCAUUAUUAGAUACGAGAUGAAGAACCCUAAUACCGGCGUUAUGCCCGAGCCACCAGUGGCAUUCAACCUCAUGUUCCAGACCAGCAUCGGCCCCAGCUCUAAUGCCCCUGGCUUCCUCCGCCCAGAAACUGCGCAGGGCCAGUUCCUCAACUUCGCCAAGCUCCUCGAGUUCAACCAGCAGCAGAUGCCCUUUGCUUCUGCGUCCAUCGGCAAAUCGUUCAGAAACGAGAUAUCCCCACGCGCUGGUCUGCUCCGUGUCCGCGAGUUCCUGAUGGCUGAAAUCGAGCAUUACGUCGAUCCUCUCGGCGGCAAGAAGCAUUCUCGUUUCGCCGAAGUUAAGGGUGUUGAGCUUGUCCUUCUCAACAGGAACACCCAAUUGUCUGGCAAGACUAAUGUCGAGACUGUGGCUAUUGGCAAGGCCGUCGCUGAUGGCAUCGUCGACAACGAGACUCUCGGUUACUUCUUGGCCCGUGUCCAGCUUUUCUUGAAGAAGCUUGGCGUUGACCAAACGAAAAUCAGGUUCCGCCAGCACAUGGCGAAUGAGAUGGCGCAUUAUGCGACCGACUGCUGGGAUGCCGAGCUGCUCACCAGCUACGGCUGGGUGGAGUGUGUAGGCUGCGCUGAUAGAAGCGCAUACGAUCUCACUGUCCACUCCAAGAAGACUGGUAUUCCUCUAGUCGUGCGUGAAACUCGUGCCGAGCCCCUCGUUAUCGAGGAGUUCGCUGCCGAGGUUGACAAGAAAAAGUUUGGCCCCUUCUUCAAGAAGGACGGCAAGGCCGUCGAGGCCGCCAUUGCCGCCACUACGCAAGAACAGCGCGAGUCACUGGCCAAGGAUCUUAUCCAGAACGGCAAGAUCGCCAUUGAAGUACCAGGUGUCGGCAGCGGCACCGUCGAGAUCUCAAAGGAUCUCUUGGUCAUCGAGAAGCGCACCCGCACCGAGCACACAAGAGAGUACACGCCCAAUGUCAUCGAGCCUUCCUUCGGUAUUGGACGCAUCCUUUACUCCCUGCUCGAACACAACUACUGGACCCGCGCCACCGAGGGCAACGACGAGUCCCGCGGUGUUCUCUCAUUCCCACCUCCCAUCGCGCCCACCAAGGUCCUCCUCGUGCCCCUCUCCGGCCACGAGUCCUUCAAGCCGAUCAUCAAGCACCUUUCGCACAAGCUUCGCGCCAUGGGCAUCUCCAACCGCAUCGACGACUCGUCGGCGUCCAUCGGGCGACGCUACAGCCGCAACGACGAGCUCGGCACCCCGCUGGGCAUCACAGUUGAUUUCCAGAGCGUGCAGGAUAAGACGUUCACGCUGAGGGAUCGUGACUCGACGAAGCAGGUUAGGGCGGACGAGGCAACGAUUAUCAAGGCGAUUCAGGAGGUGGUCAAUGGCGAGAAGGAGUGGAAGGAUGUGGAGAAGGAGCUGCCUGCCUUUGAGGGUCAGGAUGCCGAGGUGGCUAUUCCUGUCCGAAUCAAAAGUCAGCUCUUGGUAUUCAAUAUGCAUUCUUGUGAAUGAUUUGUCUUGGAACGGACUGGGUGGUUCAGAUACGAGCCAGUAGAGUUUGUUUACUAGCGGCCGCUGUCAUCUUUAUAGUAGCGGGGUUUCAAGUUUAAACAGGUCAUAUAAAUGAACUUUCAGAACUGGAGUGGACAAACCUCAACUAUCUACUCGUGAUCUCGCGACGCCGAUACUGACCGUGUAACUCAUUACCCCACGACCACCACCCGCUGCACAGUUUUCCGACUAGGCAUCGCACGUGUUUUUAAAAUAGCAAGGGCGCCUUUCGGCGGUGACACAAGCCGAGAAACCCGUUUCGGUUGGGUGUCGCUUGCUCCCUUGUGGAUACACUGCAGCCAGCCGCCCACUCUUGCCAGGGGGAAGAGGGGAGGGGAGGGGAGGGGAGGGGAGGGAUGAAGGAGGGAGGUUUGCGCAUGGUGAAACCGUUAAAGGGUCCAUCUCGGCUGGACGAUGGGUCCUCUCCGCGUCCAACCCCCAGCAGGCAGGUACUCCGCCGUGCGCGGUGCGGUGCGGGACCAUACGAAGUGGUUGAUAUGGGAUGCUCAAUCAGGGAUGCCGCCACAUACUGCCCUCGGCGGGUCGGUGGAGAGGAGCUUGGGGGGCUGUGUGGGAGAUUCUGGGGUUGUACUCUCCUGUCAAAGAUACUGUAGUUUAGAUCUGAAGUGGAGAAGAGGCCAAUCAAAUGA